AUGCAAUUCGCAUUGCCUCCACGAAAGAACCAACAUCCGCUCCCCGGUGCCCGCUCUUCUCGAUUACCGCUACAUCGCAGGAAACAGCUGAAGACGCUCGGGCUACUUGCUUUCGCUGUGAUCUCGAUCCUCUACAUCCUUACCCACCUUUACUCGAGCUCGUCUUCCAUUGCUGCGCCGACUGGUUCGGCAGGCGUGGUUAUUGUGACAUUGUUGGAUCGCAAACAGUUCAGUGAGAGUUAUAUCAAUAAGAUUAUUGCCAACCGUGAGGAUUACGCGAAGCGCCAUGGCUAUGUAAACUUCUUCGCGACCGUAUCUGAAUACGAUGAUGCAAUUGGCGACCAACCCAAAAGCUGGGCUUUAGUUCCAGCUGUCCGCCACGCAAUGGCUACCUACCCCCAUGCCGCAUAUUUCUUCCACUUGAAUAUGCACUCCCUUAUCAUGAACCCGACCAAAUCUCUCAAAUCACACCUGCUGGACAAGAGCAAGCUCGAAGCAACGAUGCUCAAGGAUGUCCCCAUCGUCCCGCCCGACAGUAUUAUCAGGACAUUCCCGCAUCUGAAGGAGAAGGAUAUCGACUUUAUCACCACGCAGGAUAACGAAGAUAUCAGUCCCAGCAGCUUUGUGCUCAAGAAUGGGGACUUUGCGCGCUUUUUCUUGGAUUUCUGGUUUGAUCCGUUGUUUCGCAGUUAUGAUUUUGCGAAGGCGGAGACUCAUGGAUUGGAUCACAUUAUGCAAUGGCAUCCGACUGUGUUGGCGCGCACGGCUCUUGUUCCCCAGCGUGUGCUGAAUGCGUACAGCAAGGACUCGAGUGGUGCUGGACCCGACGGUACCUAUGCCGACGGUGACUUUAUCAUUCGAUUCCCAGGAUGUGAGAAAGUCAAGGCCAAGGAGUGCGCUGAGAUGGAGUCAUAUUACAUGCAGUGGCAGAAGAAAAUAAAGAGUGGAUAA
Penicillium verhagenii is the source of this 951-nucleotide messenger RNA. Its product is annotated as putative alpha-1,6-mannosyltransferase subunit. Gene Ontology annotation, cellular component: Golgi membrane; mannan polymerase complex. Gene Ontology annotation, biological process: protein N-linked glycosylation. The record is from RefSeq and is a predicted model, not a curated record. Lineage: Eukaryota; Fungi; Ascomycota; Eurotiomycetes; Eurotiales; Aspergillaceae. Gene Ontology annotation, molecular function: alpha-1,6-mannosyltransferase activity. The transcript has 3 exons. Bases 1 to 951 code for a protein of 316 amino acids.